AUGCUAUCUUCUGACGAUGAUUACGAAUGCGAGUCCUUGGAGACUCUAAGAAUGGAACUGGAGGAACUGAAAGAGAGAGGCAACCAACUGCGCCUAGAAUAUCGAAGGGAGCUACAGAGUUUGCGAUCGGACUACGAACCUAUUUCGCAGAAUCUUCAUGCAAAACACGAAAAUCGUGCGGAUCAUUCCAUCUACCACCAAAUUAUGGAGCCUUCGUCACGCAAUAUUGAUGCUAGUGAUCAAAGUGAAGAGAAGAAGGACGGAGGGUUCCAAGAUGUUAGCCAGCAAAUGGAGGAACAAGAGCCACAAUUUACUCCUUUUGUUCGAAAGAUACAAUCACAACUAUGCUGUGCACUUCACCAACAAGAAGUCAAUCAAAGGCAGAUCAAGUUUUCACAACGAAGCAAUAAGCGCCUUAUUGUAUUCCUUUCGACUGAGAUCGAAGCUCAGAAAGCAAUCAGCAAGAAACGAUCGGAUGAUUUUGAAGCAGAAUUGAAGGAGACUGAAAGUGCAAAUCAAGUCAUGAUGGAUAUGCUCGAGAAGGAUGCCGUGGAUCAAGAAGAAGUGAUUACUUCCUUACGGCUCCAAUUGGGAAUGGAUCCUACUCCAAACUCGCAGCGAAAGAACUUUAGACAACGGAAUAGAAGACGAAUUCAACGACUUUCUGGUGGCUUGCGAAACCUUGGAAAGAGAGUGAGACAAACUCCAAGGAAUAUCAGGGAUUCCAAGGUAUGGAAGGACUUGAUGGCUGCUGAAAUCAACGAAGAAGGAGACGAGUUGGAUGCUUCCGAGCGCCGCGGCGUUAUUCGCCGCUUGCGAAGAUCUCGAAACAUGGACGAAGGAAACGAUGAGUUGCCCAAAUCUGUUCAACAAGAAAAACAACAAGAGCCAAAGAGUCGCUUCCAUCGCUCGAAAGUUGAGAAGCUAUCUCUGGACGAUAUUGAAGACAAUGGUCGUCUUGGCCUUGUGGGUCGUAUCAGACGAUCUCGGCAAAUGCGGCAGGGAAGCCACGCUGAUGUGCAAGAGCAUCUGGACAACAGCAGUCUCCUCAACGACAAGCCACAGCGUCAGCCGCUUCAGGGUGUACGAAGGCGUGCUUCUGAAUUUCGAGGUUUGUUCCGAGGUCAGAACAAUGGUAAAUCGAUUGAUUCGGAUGGCUCGAAUGCCUCCACAGAGCCGCCAACACCACCUAACAACGAGAAGUCAUUGUAUGCAAUGGACGAUGACAUGUUCGCUCAAGAAAUUUACGCCCUAUCCAUAUAA
Molecule: messenger RNA, 1263 nt
Organism: Cylindrotheca closterium
Lineage: Eukaryota; Bacillariophyta; Bacillariophyceae; Bacillariales; Bacillariaceae
Source: the annotation of a GenBank genome assembly